GGUUUGUGAGAGAAAUGGCAGUGAGCGUUUCRGAGCCUCUCUGUCAGACGAACAUCUACCUUGAAGGGUUUAAAGUGGAGCUGCAGGUGAGGAGACCCCUGAUGCCGGUCCGGAUGAGUCCUGAACAGGUGGGCCUGGAGAUGCUGUGUCUUUGUGGUCAGCUGGACCUCCUCAUCAGGGCGCAGAUGCAGCAGUUCCAGGAACAGUUAGGUCAAGGCUGUAGUCCAGAAGAGUCCGACACCUUUCAGACUCAAGGAUCUGAGAUUCUUGACCAGAUGCUGCAGUGCCUUGAACAUCUACCAAAGCCAAUGCCACAGCUGGAGGACUACCUGGACAUGGUGGGUCUGUCAGCUAUGUUUCCUCGUGUGGAGGUGUUCCUCAUCCAAGGCAGCCCUGUUGAAAUGCUGGAGACGCCACAGAUGGACGAAAACUUCUUCCACAUUGCCAAACUGAACCAGCUGCUGGUGCUGAGUCAGCAGCUGGAAGAAGACAUCCAACACCUGGGAAGUCAUAAGUACAUUGCCCACCAGCUCUCAGUUUUAUAUCAAGUCAUCAGCUCUUUCAGGGGAAUUCAGGUCUUCUCAGAUAUGAAGAAGGAUAUCGAGGCCAACUUCAAACAGAUGAAGCAGUCUCUGGUGGCAGAGGAAGGCUGCAGGCACGAACCUCAGCUGGCAGCUCAUUACAUCAACUGGAUUUUAGAAAUAACUCAAAGCUUAACGUCAGUGGUUCUGUCACUGCCAGAGGAACUGACGGAGGACCUUCAUCAGACCGUCAUCUUCAUGUCUCAGUUUGUGUCCUGAGUCCCGCCUGCAUCACUUCCUGUUUCCAAACCGUGGGACUGACUUUAAGAAAAAGGUGCUAUUAAAGURGAUUCAACUGAGUUAUGGAGUUGGACUGCAGACUAAUCACAAUUAUUUUCUUUUUUAUUUCAUCUCUGAAUGUGGCUUUUGUUAUUACCUGUGAUCAGUUUGGGACUGAAUGUCAUUUUGUUGAGUCUCUCCUUGCACUACACUGUAAUUUACAGCUAUUAUUUUUUAAACUAGGGUGAAAUAAAUCAAAUUGAAUGCGA
Molecule: messenger RNA, 1069 nt
Organism: Austrofundulus limnaeus
Lineage: Eukaryota; Metazoa; Chordata; Actinopteri; Cyprinodontiformes; Rivulidae
Source: RefSeq, a predicted model, not a curated record